AUGGCGAAACCUGCUUCUGAUACCAACGCGGCCACGGCCACGGCCCCCGUGAAGUACAAUGUCGGCUGGCGCAGAGUUGUUCGCAAUUUUAGUCCCUCGUGGUUUGCUGUCACAAUGGGCACCGGUAUUGUGUCGGUACUACUCAACUCGGUGCCAUUUCACACGAGGGUCUUGUACUAUCUUUCCAUCGUCUUUUACAUCCUCAAUGCCGGCAUCUUUGUAUUGGCAUUAGCCACCUCUAUUCUGCGAUACACUUUGUAUCCAGAGAUCUGGCCAGUGAUGAUUCAAGAUCCUACAAACUCUCUAUUUCUGGCGACGGUCCCCAUGGGCUUCGCGACACUGAUCGAGAUGAUUUCUCAGCGUCACAUAACCUCAUUGGACCGCAUCACUGCACUUCAGUUGUUGCCCAUUGCCGCGACAAUCGUCGCUGCCGGUGCAGGUUCUAAAGUCGCUGAUAUUCUUCCUAACCAACAACAUGCAUUAGGCACUCUACUUGCUUCCUUUGUACUCUGGGGAAUGGGGACCCCACUCGCCAUCGUUGUGUUGGUCAUCUACUAUCAGCGGCUGGCGGUCCACAAGCUUCCCCCGCGAGAAAUGAUCGUGAGCUGCUUCCUACCUUUGGGACCGCUCGGAUUCGGUGGCUUUGGCAUUCUUUAUAUUGGGAAAGUCGCGCGAAAGCUGCUCGAGGGCUCCGAUAUUUUAGAUCCCAUCGCAGGUCCUAUGGCUUAUGUCCUUGGUGUAUUCAUAUCCUUGAUAAUGUGGAGCUUCGGCUUGAUCUGGCUAGUCUUUGCGCUCGCCACUGUUGUGUACAGCUCUCCUUUUCCAUUUAACAUGGGCUGGUGGGGCUUUACAUUCCCCUUGGGGUUUAUGCGGCCAAUUCAAUAG
Molecule: messenger RNA, 885 nt
Organism: Penicillium cosmopolitanum
Lineage: Eukaryota; Fungi; Ascomycota; Eurotiomycetes; Eurotiales; Aspergillaceae
Exons: 4
Coding region: 1-885 (294 amino acids)
Biological process (GO): sulfite transmembrane transport; transmembrane transport
Cellular component (GO): plasma membrane
Molecular function (GO): sulfite transmembrane transporter activity
Source: RefSeq, a predicted model, not a curated record